AUGGUUGCAAAACCUGAGUUUGACCGCGAGGACCGUGAAGAUGCUCCGUUCCUCCCCGAAUCCGACUCGCAAUCCCCUUCCGCCCCUGGCCCUCGCGAAGCGAAACCACCUCACACGAGCAGCGAUGCGCUGGCUCAGAAAAUUGGUUUCCGGCUGAAGGUCACCCUUUUCGCUAUGAUCCUCGCUGUGGAUAUUGGCUUCUCCUUUAUCGAAGGCCCCCAGGUCCGCAUCUUCGAGUCGAUUGCGUGUCGUCAAUACUUCUCGGUGGCCGAUCCGACUCAGAUUGGGGCCAAUGGCCAGGUUCCUGAAGAAAUGUGCAAGGGAGCGGAGGUCCAAGCCGAGUUAGCGGCGGUGAAGGGGUAUAACAUGUUUUUUGAUGGCUUGUUAUGUGCCCUCUUGGCCAUUCCAUACGGUCUGCUGGCAGAUCGACAGGGUCGCAAAUCUACUCUUCUUCUGGGAAUGCCUGGCUUUGCCCUGAAUUCUAUAAUAGUCCUGACGGUCAUGUGGUUUUCCGAUAUUUUUCCCCUACGCGCCGUUUGGUUCUCCUCGCUGGCCUGGUUGCUCGGUGGGGGACCGGUCGUUGCUUUUGCUAUUAUUUGGACUAUGAUGGCUGACGUGACGACGGAAGAUGAAAGAGCAACGCUAUUCUUUCAAUUCGGUAUCGUCUCAAUGGGGGCCGAUUUCCUUUCCAGCGCUUUUACUUCUUACCUGAUGUCAAUGAAUCCAUGGGUUCCCCUGUUCAUCGGACAUGCCAUCAUCUUCCUGGGGCUUUUAUUGAUGUUCAUAAUUCCCGAGACUAAACACGCCCGACCACCGAGUCGACCUGAGCCAUUUCAUGUCGAGCUUUCUGAUUUGACCGAGGAUGACCCUCAUAAACGCUCUCCGAAGCCCGAAUCUGGAUCAUAUCGUGAUCAAAAUGGUGGGGGAAGAGAUUCCAACGAGACACACGCGUCUUGGAGUUAUCCAUCGCAACAAAGCCCAUCUCUGUGGGCUAGGAUUUGCGCCAACUAUCGGUUCUACGUGAAACCCUACCUAUUUAUCCUGAAGCGAAAGCCCGUGCUACUUCUUCUUACCGCUUUUCUGGUAUAUCGCCUCAGUCGGGGUUCUUCAUGGUUCCUCACACAGUAUAUCUCGACACGAUACGAAUGGACCCUGGCACAGGCCAAUUUGCUCGUCUCAUUCCGACCCACCGUAUCGAUUCCGGUCUUCUUGUUCGUUCUGCCCUGGCUUAAGAAAUACUACCUGAAUCAACGACGCUCGUCCACAGAGAAGGAUCUCUACCUUGCCCGAGGAAGCAUCAUCUGCCUCACCCUCGGAACCCUGGGGAUCGGUUUAUCGCCCACGAUCGGGACCCUGAUCCCUAGCAUGAUCAUCCAAACAUCGGGAUCCGGUUUCGUCUUCCUCACGCGCUCGAUUAUCACUACCCUGGUCGAGCGGGACGAGACCGCCCGCUUAUAUACAGUCAUUGAGAUCUUGCAGUCAAUGGGUAACGUUGUGGCCAGUUUGUCGAUCACCACGGUCUUCCAACUUGGUCUUCGCCUAGGAGGUGUAUGGGUUGGACUGGCUUGGAUGAUGACUAGUACGCUGUUUUGCAUGGUGGCUGCCGCGAUCUGGGCUUUCCGAUUGCCAAAAGCCCCAAGCGAUCAGGAAUUUGUGGUAGGAGAUUUCGAAGAUACUGAAUUUUGA
Messenger RNA from Penicillium odoratum, 1686 nucleotides. RefSeq names its product putative MFS transporter. Gene Ontology annotation, molecular function: transmembrane transporter activity. NCBI's taxonomy places the organism in Eukaryota, Fungi, Ascomycota, Eurotiomycetes, Eurotiales, Aspergillaceae. Gene Ontology annotation, biological process: transmembrane transport. The record is from RefSeq and is a predicted model, not a curated record. The coding region runs from base 1 to 1686 and encodes 561 amino acids. Gene Ontology annotation, cellular component: membrane. The transcript has 3 exons.